Notothenia coriiceps (black rockcod) is the source of this 1907-nucleotide messenger RNA. RefSeq names its product purinergic receptor P2X, ligand-gated ion channel, 1 (gene p2rx1). NCBI's taxonomy places the organism in Eukaryota, Metazoa, Chordata, Actinopteri, Perciformes, Nototheniidae. The record is from RefSeq and is a predicted model, not a curated record. Gene Ontology annotation, molecular function: purinergic nucleotide receptor activity; extracellularly ATP-gated monoatomic cation channel activity; ATP binding. Gene Ontology annotation, cellular component: plasma membrane. Gene Ontology annotation, biological process: response to ATP; calcium ion transmembrane transport. The transcript is spliced from 14 exons. The coding region runs from base 146 to 1420 and encodes 424 amino acids.
UACUUAUGAGAAGAGGCAGAGGACCUUCGCCACCAGUGAAGCAGGGGUAACCAGGAGUGGAAGUGGAGAGUGGAGUGUUUGAUAUAUGCAAGUGGGGUGAAGAGAGAGAGACCCUCCACUCUGUGGGGUCAGCCGAUGAGAGAAGAUGAAGAACCAAAUUACCAACGCCAUCUCUGACUUCUUCUUUGAGUACGAGACCCCGCGCCAGGUGUUGGUGAGGAACAGGAGGGUGGGAGUGGUGUGCCGUAUCAUCCAGCUGGGGGUCCUGGCUUACAUCAUUGGGUGGGUGUUCAUCUACGAAAAAGGCUACCAGUCCACAGACAUAGCAGUGGGCUCCGUAUUCACCAAAAUGAAAGGAGUGGGCUACACCAGCAUAAACGGGUCCGAGAGAGUCUGGGAUGUGGCCGACUACGUCUUUCCCUCUCAGGGAGAUGCAUCUUUUGUGGUGAUGACAAACUACAUCAUAACUGAAGGUCAGAAGAUGGGAAAGUGUCCAGAGCUCCACGGAAAGCACAACUGCAGCUCGAACGCUGACUGUGAAGGAGGGAGUUUCAAACGUACGGGACAUGGGCAAAUGACUGGUGAAUGUGUGAAAGAGACCAAGACCUGUCAGGUUUUGGCCUGGUGCCCUGUCGAGGAUGAUCUCGUCAUACCUGAUCCUCCUAUGCUGAUGUCUGCUGAGAACUACACGCUGUUCAUCAAAAAUUCAGUCACUUUCCCCUUAUUUGGCGUCUCAAGGAGUAACCUGGUGGAGGGCAUUGAUGCUGGAUACAUCAGCAAAUGCCUUUAUCAUCCUGAAAAUGCUCCACUGUGUCCCAUAUUCAGACUGGGAGACAUAGUUAAACUGUCUGGUUUCAAUUUCGAAACAAUAGCCACAGUGGGAGGGGCUAUUGGUGUUGUGGUGGACUGGACAUGCAACUUCGAUGUGGCUGUAACACACUGUAAACCAAAGUACGCCUUCCACGGUCUGUAUGGAAACCCCACUGAGACAGACAAAGCCAGAGCUUCAGUGGGCUACAAUUUCAGGUAUGCUAAGCAUUAUAUGGAGGACAGCAUUCCGAAGAGAACUCUCCUCAAAGUGUUUGGGAUCAGGUUCGAUAUCAUUGUGCAAUCAUUGGCAAGAAAGUUUGAUAUCAUCCCAACCUUAACAGCUAUAGGCUCUGGAGUGGGCAUCUUUGGAGUGGCAACCGUAGUAUGUGACUUGGUGCUGCUGUAUUUGCUACCAAAAAGAGCAUUUUACAAGAACAUGAAAUUCAAAUACACAGACACGCAUGCACAGCAGGACAGCGAGUGGCUUGAUUUAGAAACAGGUGACUGUUGCCCCUUUGACGCAAAUGCAAGACAAGGCCAAGGCACUGGCCAGACUGACGACCCUGACUCAGAGGCAGGUAGCACAGAGACUGAUGUAUCUAAAAAGUGACCUGGGAGCAAACUUUUAUGGUGGGACUUUGAAGGAUAACUGAACUGGGACCCUGAGGGACAACAAACAUGGACUUGGGAUUAGAAAAGGACACAGUGCAAAGACUUUGUUCCAUGUGCACUCUAUUUAUUCAGCAGGAUCUUCUACCAACAAUAUCUUCCUUCUCUUACAACCACCCUGAAUUACUGUGACUCUCGCUGUUGUAUGUAGAGCUUUAGUGCAGCUCAGAUGUGUACUCUUUUGGGUGUAGCUCGGUUUGCUUUUGUUUUCACUCUGGGUGUAACCUUCACGUCCUCCAUAUUCGUGCAGGUAAAAGAAAACUUCCUGGCUACCUUAGUGCUUCUGUAUGUACACAAAUCAUCCAUAACUCAUCCACGAAUGAGUGUCAAAGCCAAUUAUGCACACAUGACGUGCAGAUGUGCCACUUUCGGACUGAUUUAUCACUGUGUGCACCUUGUGAUUGAUAUUUCAAUAAAUGUGAACAGGA